AGAAAAAAAAAACAACAGACUAAAAUCUGUCAGACUCGCACUCGACUCAAGGCUUUCACACUCAGGCAAAGGAGUGAACUGGGGGAUUUUAGAAGUUCUGAGAGCCAUCAGGGGGUGAUGUCUGACAACAGCAGCAGUGCCAAUGGCAACAGCUGGACAAUUCUUACGCCAGAGGUGAAGGAGUCUGGAAUAGAAAGUGUGGGUUCAUUGGCUGAAGGUCAAGGGGGACAAGUCUGCUCAGAACCAGCACAGCUCGAGAUGGAGCAAACAGACCACUCCCAAAGAUCAGAGUUCACAGACGGACUUGCUGAACAUAACAACGGUCGUGAUGCACCUCAGGUAGCACCUCUAGAGAGCAGUGAAGAUGCAGCUGUUCCACACGCUUUCCAUAUGAAGGAGCCCACCCUCAGUGCCACUCCAGUUGAGAACCUCACCUGUUUGACCGCCGACCCUGAGCAGCAAGGCGUCUCUGCUAGUCACUCUGAAAGUGAACCCUUUCUUGGCCCUGACACAGAUUCUUUCUCUGACUCGUACACACACAUAAGCUCACCUCCUGAGUCGACCCUGCAUCCUGCAGCAUCACAGGACGAAGAGGGGCUUUCAGAAGGGGAAGAGAGGCCUGAGCUGAGAAAGACUCUGAGAGAAGAGUCAAAGCAAGAGGUUGAAGUGUUGGAAGAGAAGGGGAACGAGGGCGAUGGAGUGAGGAGAAGAAAAGUCUCUCUGCUUACCCCUGUGGAUCACAGAGACGAUGAGGAGGAGGAAGAGGGCGAAGAAGAACCGUUUAGGCCACCUCAAAGAGAAGACGACGUUGGAUUCUCCCUUAACAAGUGCAUUUUUGGAGCGGUCAUUCUUCUAGGCCUGGGCACCAUUUUCUUCUCUGGUGUGUUCAUGGAUCUGGAUGAUGAGAGCGAUACUGAUGUGAAGGAGCUGAAACAUCCAGAGCUUCAAAAGGAGUGGCUGAAUCUUCAGUCUUCAAGAGACACACCUGCAGGCGUUCAGCCUCCAGAAAUAUUAGAGAGACUAGCAGAGAAAAGCCAGAAAAUCGCUGUAUUACAGGCACAACUUCAGGAACAAGAAGGGGAACUAAAAGCGGCGCAACUGCAAGUGGAGGAAGGCAACAAGGAGCGAAUGAGGAGGGAGGAGUUGGAGAUGGAGAACCAGAGAAUGAAAGGAGAGCUGGAUAAAUUGCCUGCUCUUCAGAAGGAGCUAGAGCACGAGAGCGAAAGAGUGAAGAAAGAGGGCGAAAGAGCACAGAAAGAUCUGGAGGCUCUUCCAGGCAUGCAGAAAGAGCUGGAGCUUCUACGAGCUAAAGUUACAGAGCUCGCUCAGACCACAGACAGUGCUAAAGCUGUGCCCCCUCUGUCUGCCUCUGCGUCGCCCUCUGCUGGACACGAAAGAGAAUUAUCAGCCAUUCAGGGAAGGAAGGAGCUGAAGGAUAAGAAAUCACAGGAUGAAGUGAAAGAACAGAUGAAAGAAUGGAGAGACGGGAAGGAAAGGAAAAAAGACAGAAGUGUAAAGGAAGGAAAGCAGGGAAAGGCGACAAAGGAUGAGGGAAAAGACCUGAAAAAACAAAAGGUCAGUCCAGACGAAAGCAAGGAAUGGAGGGGCAAAGGAGAAAGGAAAGAGUGGAAAGGUGAGAAAGAAGGGAAAAGGGGAAAAAAGCAAGAAGAUGGCAAAAGAUGGAAAGACGGGGAAGAAAAUCGACAGUUCAAAGAAGAUGGGAAAAGGGAAAGGAAGGAAAAUGGCAAACGACGGAAAGAUGGGGAAGAAACAGAGUUUAAAGAACAUGGGAAAAGGGAACGGAAGGAAAGUGGCAAAAGAUGGAAACAUGGGGAAGAAAAUGAGUUUAAGAAAGAUGGGAAAAGAGAAAGGAAGGAAAGUGGAAAAAGAUGGAAAGACGGGGAAGAAAAUAGUGAGUUUAAAAAAGAUGGGAAAAGAGAAAAGAAGGAAAAUGGAAAAAGAUGGAAAGAUGGGGAAGAAAGUAUUGACUUUAAAAAAGAUGGGAAAAGGGAAAGGAAGGAAAAUGGGAAAACGAUGGAAAGAUGGGGAAGAAAUAGUGAGUUUAAAAAAGAUGGGAAAAGGGAAAGGAAGGAAAAUGGAAAACGAUGGAAAGAUGGGGAAGAAAAUAGUGAGUUUAAAAAAGAUGGGAAAAGGGAAAGGAAGGAAAAUGGAAAACGAUGGAAAGAUGGGGAAGAAAAUAGUGAGUUUAAAAAAGAUGGGAAAAGGGAAAGGAAGGAAAAUGGAAAACGAUGGAAAGAUGGGGAAGAAAAUAGUGAGUUUAAAAAAGAUGGGACAAGGGAAAGGAAGGAAAAUGGGAAAAAGUGGAAGGACAGUGAGGUAAAGAGAGAGCUCAAAGAAGAAAGUGGGAAAAUGGACUGGGAGGAAGAUAAAAAGUGGAAAAAGGAGAAGCGCUGGCAGCUGGAUGGUGGAAGGUGGGAGACAAAAGAACGGAAGCAUUCGGGAGAUAAGGUGAAGGGAGACAAGGAAUGGACACUGACAGAUGAGAAAGAAUGGAAAAAUGGUAGACAGGUUGGUUCAAAUGACAAGAAAGAAUGGAAAGAGAGAAAUGAGAGGAAGAAAGACUGGAAAGAGAGGGAUGAGUGGGAGGAAGAAAAAGAGAGAGGAAAUCCGAGAGGUGAAGGAAAAGCCCGGAAGGAGAGCGCAUGGAAAGGACAGAAAGAUGAUCACAAAAGGAAUGGUGGAAAGAAAGAGUGGAAGGAGCAUGAGGACAAGCAUUGGAGUGGGAAAGAGAGGGAAAGAGCAGAGGGGUGGAAGGAGGAGAAAAAACAUAAAGGCGACUACCAGAAAAAUGGGGAAAAGUGGAGCAAAAAGGGCAAAUCGAGGCAGAGUUCAUCGGAAAAGGCGCCCCAUCAUUCAUAUAGCGACAGAGAGCAAAGCAAAGACCACGUGCACAACGACUACUGGGCUGAACAGAGAGAAAGGAUACGUCAUUUCCACGGGUCAACGGAAGAAUGCAGCGGGCUAACAGACUGUGCCCAUGCAGAGGGGCUAACACCUGUUGGUCAGCAGGAUUUUGAGGCUUUACUUUUGGCCUACUUGACCAAGUUGAUAGGGCCUGAGGAGCGAGCUUCUAAAAAAGAGGAACUGAAUAAGCUCAUUGGCGAGUUCUUCACCAACGGAGUCUUUGUUCACGACCAGAUACCGUUCAGCGAGUUCGCGGAGGACGUGGCAGACAUUUUGGAAGACAUGGCGGAAGGAGAGGAGGAUGAGGAGCUGGAGGACGAGAUGGAGGGAUUCGCAAGUGAGGCGAUGGAGAAAUUUGCACUUCCAGACAGAGGAGGGAAUGAAGAGAAGAGGAAGGAGAGUGGAAGAAAGAGAGCUGCCGGCUGAAAGAAGUACUAAAAGUAUAAUGAACAUGAUGGUAUAUAGAGGUAAUGAGAUUGAAGGGUGUUGUGUACAUUUCUGGAGGCUGUUUCAAAAAGCAGGAUUUCUUAGUUAGCUAAUGUUUGCGGUACGUAAGCUAAGGCAUAAGCAGCCAUUAGCCUCAGAGCUCCAGUGUAAAACCUAAAGAAUCCUCCAACACCAAACAUCUCUUGGCUGAUUAACUGCAGUCAGGAAGGUGGACAGAUGUGUACAUUUGAUGGAUUUCGCUUUAGUCCAAAAGUGAGGACUUUCCAAGAGAAUAGUCCUUUAGCUCGCUUAGGUUAUCCCGCUAACUAACUAAUCCUGCUUUGUGAAAUAUUCCUUGAAGCAUAAGGAGAAUCUGCUGUUGUAUGACGAAACCACAUUUUUCAUUUUUUUCACUUUUGAAAAACAUUUCACUGCUGUAGAUAUGAGCCAUUGUUAUUAUGACUUUGAUAAUAUAUUUGAAACUCUCUCACUGUCCGCUUGAUCUACGGUUACUCAGUCUAGAACGACAUUCAGGUCUGUCUUUCAAUGCUACACAGUUCUUUAGGGCUGGCCCGAACAGCAUUUUACAGGCUUCAGAUACUCGUCGGUGUUUCCAAACAAGCGCCCAAAUACACAUUCUCAGAACAAUAUUUGCAUUGCUUAAUUACAGUUAUUGUUAAUUAUGUUCAUUACUGCAGUUCAAAAUAUAACCAGUAGGUGGCUGCGAUGAAAUCACAGUGAAUUGACUCAAAUCAGCCGUGGUGUAAGGCUUUUAGCCUACCUAGCAGUACAUGGAUAGUUAUCACUGUGCACAGUUGUGAUGAUUCACUGUCCUGCCUUUAUGGACCUUAUAUUGCUUAUAUUGCACAUUUUGCAUGGAGAAUUAUUAUACAAUCAUUUAAAGUUUCCCACAACAGCAGUGCUGUUAGUUGUGCUCUUAGGUGAUGUGGAUGUCUAAACCAGAUAUAGUUUAUUUAUUUUUAGCAUGUUCCAUAUAUUGGUGAAUAUUUGAUGCAUUUCAGUAAACAGCAAAAAAAAGCAAUUCAAAUAACCAUAAUAU
Molecule: messenger RNA, 4411 nt
Organism: Colossoma macropomum (tambaqui)
Lineage: Eukaryota; Metazoa; Chordata; Actinopteri; Characiformes; Serrasalmidae
Gene: pbxip1b
Product: pre-B-cell leukemia homeobox interacting protein 1b
Source: RefSeq, a predicted model, not a curated record